CUUAUCGCCCAGGGAGGACGGCACAAGGCGGAGGAAUCAGGCAGAGCGGAGCAGGCGUGUAACUCAGGCCGGAGAUAUUAGCGGAGACUUUAGAGCAGGGAAGGAGCGGGCGUUCCGUUUAAUUUCGGAAGCAUGUCCCAAAACGGACACCGUAGCAAAGUGGGGUGUAGGGAGAGUGGGAGGGGCUAGAAAGUGUCUCAGAGAGUUGUAGCUGUGGCUGAGUGGGACCCGCGGCGGAUGUGCGCUGCUGCAAAGUGUUAGAGAUUUGCCUGGGGCGCCUGAGAGAUCUGCUUUGGAUGUGCUGAACGCUAACCCGCCUUUACCCUCCAUGGCUCCGCCGGGCUGGGGCACAGGAACUGGCACAUACAGAUCCCAUUUGGCAGUCGCUCUGAUCCAACGGAGAAUCAAACCCGAUCGAGGUUCUGACAAUGGGCAGUUUGAGCAGCAGACUAUUAUGGAAAGAGUCCAAGCAGAAGGCUGUUGGCUCGUGCGAACACAGGAAAAGGAAAAGAAGCUUGGAGUGCCAUUGUGAGACUGAGACUGAUGAGGAGCUUGAAAACCUACUGAAUACUCCAAGAAGGAAGAAAUUGAAAAGCACAUCAAAGUACAUCUACCAGACUCUAUUUCUCAAUGGAGAAAACAGUGAUAUUAAGAUUUGUGCACUUGGGCAAGAAUGGAGCUUGCACAAAAUCUACCUCUGCCAGUCUGGUUAUUUCUCAAGUAUGUUCUGUGGAUCCUGGAGAGAGUCCAGUAUGAAUGUGAUAGAGCUGGAGAUUCCUGACCACAAUAUUGAUGCAGAAGCCCUACAGGUAGCAUUUGGCUCCCUCUACAGAGACGAUGUCUUAAUAAAGCCCAGCCGUGUCAUUGCUAUCCUAGCAGCUGCCUGUAUGCUACAGCUUGAUGGUUUAAUCCAGCAGUGUGGGGAAACCAUGAAGGAGACCAUCAGCGCGCAGACAGUUUGUGGAUAUUCAUCUGCAGCCGGCGUUUACGGAUUAGACUCUGUAAAGAAAAAGUGCCUUGAGUGGCUUCUAAAUAACUUAAUGACUCAUCAGAGUGUUGACCUGUUUAAAGAACUAAGCAUCGGUGUGAUGGAACAGCUCAUCGCCUCCCCUGACUUGCUUGUCAUGCAAGUAGAAAUGGAUGUUUACACUGCUCUCAAAAAGUGGAUGUUUCUGCAACUAGUGCCUUCUUGGAAUGGCUCAUUAAAACAACUGCUACCUGAAGCUGACGCUUGGUUUUCCAAACGCCGUAAAGAGAUUGAAGAGAACAUAACAUUCCUGGAAUGUGAGCAAGGCUCCCCAUUUAUGCCAGUUUUCAGGCACUUAAGGUUACAAUACAUAAUCAGCGACUUGGCUUCAGUGAGAAUUGUUGAGCGAGAUUGCCUUGUUCCUUCAGAAUGGCUGUCUUCCAUUUACAAGCAACAGUGGUUCACCAUGCUCCGAGCAGAACAGGACAAUGAUAUGGGGCCUCAGGAAAUCAGUAAGGAUGACCUGGAAAACAACAGCAUGAGAUGUGGCAGGAAACUGGCCAAAGAUGGUGAUUACUGCUGGAGAUGGACCGGGUUUAACUUUGGCUUUGACUUGUUGGUUACAUACACAAACCGCUACAUUAUCUUUAAGCGGAACACCCUAAACCAGCCGUGCAGUUGCUCUGUCAGUCUGCAGCCUCAUAGGAACAUUGCAUUCAGGUUGCGCUUGGCCUCCUUUGAUAAUGAUGGGAAAGUUAUAUGCAGCAAGACAAGUGGAUAUCAGAUACUGAGCCUUGAAAAAGAUCAGGAACAAGUGGUGAUGAACUUGGACAGCCGUCUCCUUCUUUUCCCGCUGUACAUCUGUUGCAACUUCUUGUAUACCUCCCCCGAGAGAAGAGCGGAUGGAGUGGAGCGGACAGAUAAUCCUGAGAACUGACUCGCAUAAGCCUGCACUCAUUAUAUUGGAACUUUCCUUCCCAUUAUUACAAGUGACCAUAGCAUUUUGUUCACAUUUCUUGGCUGUUAUCUUUCAAGCCAUGUUUAUGCUGGAAAGAUAUAAGCUACACAGGGACCCGACUGUCAGCUGUACAUUAAUAUAUCCCAAAGUGUAUAGAGUCAUUUAACAUAGAAAAAGCACAUUCCUCAUGCUUUAGUAAUGCAGCAAUGCCCAAAAUAUUUCAUUUUCCCAUAAUAGCAAAUGUGCUAAUAUGUGACUAUGUGGCAACCAAAGUAUUGGAUGUCUACUUCAAACCUCUUAGCAAGCCAAGUCUGCAUUCUAUGCUACUGAAUGUCAAAGGACCACACUGGUGCUCAGAGGCAGCCCUACCCUUGCUGGAAGCACACGUAGCAGUUAUUAGUGUUGGAGUGGGCCACCAAAGACAAGUGGGGCUAACUAAAUUUUACUCUUCUGAUACAUGUAAAAGGGACACUUACGUGUAAAUUGAAAGGGAUCUGCUCCUUCUAAUAACCUGUGCCACCACUCACCCUCGUUCUCUAACAUUUAAUUACACAUGCAAUUCACCAAGCAAAAUGCUUUCCAGCACUGUUGGUCAUCUGCUGUCAGCUUACAUGCACAGAUUGUGUUUUGGUUUCAUGAUUUUUCCAUUCAUUCAGACACAAGACAGCAGCACAUAAUGCUGUUUAGUUUCUGCAAGACAAAAACUAGUUUUAAGUUUACAGCUCCAGUUGCAUCAUAAAAAACUAUGAAAAAUCAAAUGGCAUUCUCACUGGAUUCUUAAUGGAACACUGGUCAAGUCAAAACCAUUGUAAUGAAUGUAUAUUGCAGAGUUGCUUAGAAUUAUCUUUUCUUUUACUAGGCAAAAAAUUAUAUUUUGAGUUGACUUGUCCUUUAACUUUAAUUGUGCCUAGAGAUGCAUCCAAACCAUGGAUGGCUGCUGCUGCUGUGCCCCCGGCUUUCCUUUAAUUCUGUUAAAGAUCUGAAAGAGUUCAUGCAAGAGUGCAUGCAAGCAGGGGUCAGCUUUGUGCCCCUUUACAAAAAUGGCUGUGCAGUUGUAUCUGAGCAGUAUUCAGCCUUGAUAGAUCAGAUCUUUGUUAAGGAUUGAUGUGCAGAAGCAUUUAUUUACUUCCCCGUAUAUAACGACCAAGGCACAUUGCUCUUACUUCUUUCUAAGUUUCCAGGGAUACGGCUGAUUUAUUUGGGAUAAUGUAUAUUCUUGAUGAUUUCUACUUGUGAGAGAGAAUGACAGCCCUAUCUAUGCAUCCAGACAGCAUUACCCUUGUUUAAUGAAAUAGAAUGUAAGCUCACUGUAAGCAAUGAGGUAUGAAAAAGUCACCAGCCACAUGCCUUAAAUGCCUUACGUGUCUUCUUGUCUAAUGUAGCCUUGAACUACUGUGUUCUAAUGAUCGUGCUUCAUUAGCCAGUGCAGUGACAGUGUGCUGUGUCCUUUGAUUACCAGAGAACAUCUUCCCUAAUGAGCAAACUGUUGGCUGUUUCUGCGUGCCCCAAUGCUUGAUCCCAGAGCCAGAUUGGAAUUCACACUCUGGUUUUAGGUUUCCAGCCCAUGGUUUAGUUUGUGUGCAGUAUCUGCUUGGCUAAUUCUAACAGGGUUUUAUGGUGCUGGUGUUUUCUUUAUAAGAUUGUUCAGAAAAUUUAUUUGACCAUUAAUUUGAAAAGGAGCCAGACAUGGGAAUCUCAGAAAUCCAAGGAUUGCAAAUGCAGGAAGGAACACAUCAAAACAAUUAUCACAACAAUGACCAAUUAAUAGUUAUUUACACAUCAUUAGUGUGAUAAGUGUUGCCUUAAUUAUUGGCAAGUAUGUCUGUGCAGGAGCAUUAUUUGUAAGCAGCACAAUUUCAGCUUGUGUGUGUGAUGGACUGAAUAGGAACUGAUUUUCAGUAGCUGCCAUUGGAUUAGUCACCGAGCUACACUAUGCCGGCUAGUGUGUAGGGGCAAUGUACUGAGUGCUGCCCAGCAGCCAAUAACUUCCCGCCAGGAAUUUCCAACCAUAGCGAAGUGUGGCCACGGCAGGCAAUGUGAUCCAAAUCAGUUGUUUGUUUAGAAAAUCAGUUUUUGAAACUGCAUAUUGCAUAUUUAUUGUAUUUAUUGAAGUAUAAGUUCAUGUUACACAGCCACCCUCUGCCCUUGCUGAUUGAGAGUUGGGGGAAACUUGGUAGAUUUACUGUGUUCAAUGAGUAGAUGUAAGUUAUGCCCACUGCCCCCCAAGCUGAGUGGGUAUAAUAGCUUUAUGUCAUAUCAUUAAACUCUCUUCAUACUGUAGCUCUUACCAACGUUACCAAGCUACUGACUGCAUGCUGAUGGGCUAGUGGCAAAGCUUAAUAUUACUUUGGCAAAGAAACCAGGUUGGGGGAAAAGCAGUGUAAAACAAGGAGACACAGUUACACAUUUAAACACCUUCCUCACACCCUGAAUCAAGUGGUAACAGAAAGGUUACUGGGAUACAUACCUGAUUUCCAUCUGCAUUAGACAUGACUGUAUUCUCUAUACUAAUACACAUGUGGGACACAGAUAUUCCUGCUAUACUGACCCAUGAAUUGUUCUCUAAAAAACCUCUUGUGUUUACCUCUGCUCUGUGCUGUAUGUGGCUAGUAGGCGUUACCAUCAUCACAGUUUAAUGUUUUAGUUGAAAAAGGGAAAACCAUUUCGCUUAAUGGUCCUGUGUAAAUAUACUGUAGGUAAACCCCUAUUGCAAAUCACUGGACCGUGCUUCCAGCACCCUAUCCUCCUGACUGGUCCCCCUAAUUCUAGGGCAUCUGAAAGACGCCCUAGGUUUAGGUUUCUAAACCUUUUGUAUAGAAGCAACACCAGUCCCUAGCAUUCACAACACCUUUUCAUUAUUCUCCCCUCUGUUUGCUUUCCAUAGGUCCGCCCGUUAUUCUGCAUUUGCUGUAAAUGCUGUAAAGUUUGGCAAGAUAAUGGUUGCCAUCAUUUUUUGUUACAAAGCCAUCUUUAUUUUCUGAAUAACUCUCCUCAAAGGCCAAAAUAUGAGAUGAUCAUAAACAUAAAUAUAAGUCAAAACUAUACAAGGUGCAAACUGAACCCUCUAGUGGCCAAAGAGGGAAAUACUUGCUAAAUAUCUGUAUUUUCUGGGCACAUAUCUAUUCAUUUAAACACAUGCGUAUAUAUAUGUAUAAAAUGUAUGUAUGUUCUUAUUACAAGAGAAGGUAAGACCUCUUUAUCGACCAGGCUAAUGUUUGUGCCUACAAUGUAAUAUAUGUAAUUAUACAUGUGCAUCUCUAAUAUGGGGAUAUAAUCUGAUCUGUGGCUCCUGUUUUAUAAUGUAGAUAUACUUCCUGUUGUGUUGCAACUUGUCACCAUUAUUUAUAUGUAUAUUCUAAAUACGGCUCAAAUGACUGUUAUAAGACAAAUCUUUGCCAUGUACUUUAACACUGUGAUUGCUUUUUUUUUGUUUUUUAAAUAAAAGUUUAUUAAUUGAGUACAUUUUUGUACAAGAAUGUACAAAUGUAAAACUUGGGUAUGCAGUGUAGUAGUUUUAAAGCUGAAUUCUCACUCCUGCAUCAGUACAGUGUACAGGUAACCCCUCUGGGAGGGGCCAUUGCUAAACCUCUUGGCCUGAUAUUUGCUUAAUAGCAAUUUCCCCCUACUAAGGGGUUAAUCUUACAGCAGGAACACAACUUCCAUUCAAAGAACCAAUAAGAACCAACCAGCAUGGCUGCAUUAACUUGAUGUUUACUAGACCUGGAACAGUUUUUUUAUUUUUAAUUACAUUACAUUAAUCUUCUAAAUGGCCGUACCCUAAAAACGCACGGGUCCAUACUGAAGCGUGCAUAUCCAAGGGGCCGCUAAUAUACUAGGGGCAGGGGCAAGGCUGUAUUAUUUCAUACAUGGUGAAAAGCUUUUUAUUUAUACAUUUGUAUAACUGCAGAUAUUGGUGCUUUGUUGAUACAGUUCAUUCUCCGCAUUUUGUCAUUAAAUGAAAAAAACGUUCUGUUUGUUUUAAAUAUUAUUUUUUACGAUGAAUCCUUCUAAUGUUGCAUCCACGCUGGUUUUGUUUGCUUUGUAAAACUGACAUAUUUAUAAAGACAAAGCGAACUUGGUUAGUGUAACGUUUUGGCUUUAUUCAAGUGAUGAGUGGGAGCACUUGUCCUUUUGCUGUGAAAUUGAAGGAAAUUCUGUGUCCGCAAAUCGACAGAUGCUUUUCCCAAUAUGCUUUGUACCGAAGAGGCAGCCAGUAAGGCCUGAUUUAUAUGCACAUUCAUCACUGUGUCUUGGCAAAAACUCUCUUUGUAAUUACUCUGCUUCCUAAGGCCUCAAUAAAGGUUUUUGAAAAAAG
Molecule: messenger RNA, 6240 nt
Organism: Xenopus tropicalis (tropical clawed frog)
Lineage: Eukaryota; Metazoa; Chordata; Amphibia; Anura; Pipidae
Gene: gmcl1
Product: germ cell-less, spermatogenesis associated 1
Exons: 16
Coding region: 429-1904 (491 amino acids)
Biological process (GO): germ cell development
Cellular component (GO): nuclear matrix
Source: RefSeq, a predicted model, not a curated record